Molecule: messenger RNA, 137 nt
Organism: Funneliformis geosporum
Lineage: Eukaryota; Fungi; Glomeromycota; Glomeromycetes; Glomerales; Glomeraceae
Source: the annotation of a GenBank genome assembly
AUGGGAAGAAGUUCAAGUCAGACAGGAAGCUCAAACAAGAGACCGAUAUAUGAGCCAUCUGAUUUCGUUGAUAACACUUCAAUUUUAUCUAAAACGGUUUCGCUUGAAUCCAUAACCAAUAAUCAAAUCCUUUUAAA